Molecule: messenger RNA, 507 nt
Organism: Microthlaspi erraticum
Lineage: Eukaryota; Viridiplantae; Streptophyta; Magnoliopsida; Brassicales; Brassicaceae
Source: the annotation of a GenBank genome assembly
AUGGAUUUGACGUGGUUGAGUGCGCUAAUUGUUGGAGCUGCACUUGGAUUCUGCAUUGGCACUCGUCGUUCCAAACCUGUGGUGGCUGUUGAUGGAGAUAGCAAAUUGAUCUCAACAAAGGGUCUUCUCGAGAUCGAGAAACUCGCUGAUAUUCUCGAUGAUUUCAAAAUGGUUUUGGUUGUGAGGAAUGAUCUUAAAAUGGGUAAAGGAAAGAUUGCAGCACAAUGCAGUCAUGCAACUCUAGGUUUAUACAAAAAGCUCGUUCGUCGGGCGCCAAAAGCAUUGGACUGCUGGGAGGAAUGUGCACAGCCAAAAGUUGUUCUGAAAAUCGAGGGCGAGGACGAGAUGCUAGAAUUGCAAGAGAGAGCUAAAUCCCUUAAACUGCCUACCCAUAUCACCAUCGAUGCUGGAAGAACGCAGAUCGCUCCAAAUUCAAGGACAGUUAUGGCUAUUCUUGGACCAGUCCAAGUUGUUGAUGAAGUAACAGGUGGUCUAAAGCUUCUGUAG